CGAAGGUCGGCGGAUUCCCCCACUCGUGGGGGAUAAACCCCCGGUGGGACGGCUCGGGGCGCACGUCUGUUCUGAUGCGUUCUGCGAGAGAGAAGAGGGAGAAGAUGGAAGCCGGCAGCGAUUCCGACGCGCCGGAGGAGAUCACGGCGGAGGAGGGUAUUAAGCAAGAUGAAGAAAUUCAAACAGUCCGCAGAGAGAAUAUUAUGAGGGUGGCUCAGGAAGGCAAAGAGCGGAGGAGGCAGUGGGCACAAAGAAAAGCACAACCAAAAUCAAGCAAGGAGCACACUGUAGAAAUUAAAGAGAUGGAACAACAGCAGGAGGCACCCUAUAUCCCAGGAAUGCUUCCAAGCAAUAUCGUUGAAGCUCUUGCAGCGCGUGAGAAGCAAACCUUCUCAUCGGACUCCGAGGAAGAGAUCAUAGAUCAUCAACCUACCACAAGAAAGAAAAAGCAGAAGUCCUCUGGGCCUGAAACAGUUAUUUUAAAAGAGAUCCCUCCUGCCCGAUGCUUGCAGAAUUCCAUGGAGUUUCUGAAGAGGAGAAAGAUGCGGGUCCCCAGAUCAACCUCUGUUCUGAAAAAUGCAAAUCAGGCAUUGCGCCUCCUUUCAUCGCAAGGCAGCUUAUUUAGCAAGAGUUGAAUGUGUCUUCUCUCUUGCGCCAUGGCUCCCUCUUGGAAAUCCCCGAAAAAUUCUAAUUGCAAGCGCCAUCACUAUAUAGUUCACGUGCUAUGGGUUUUUGGAAUUUAUUGAUGAUUCUAUUGGUGUUCGAAGAUUUUGUUCUAUAUAUGUUUUGACAAAUGUAUCUAAAACUUGAUUGCUACAGGAUGUUUGAGAGUUAGCAUUGUAGCAUCUCUUGUCUGGUUAAUUAUGAACACCUUGAAAUCUUGAAUUCUAAACAAGGGUAUUUAGUUGCUGAGCCUUUGAAAUGA
Messenger RNA from Phoenix dactylifera (date palm), 925 nucleotides. Its product is annotated as UDP-N-acetylmuramoyl-L-alanyl-D-glutamate-2, 6-diaminopimelate ligase. The record is from RefSeq and is a predicted model, not a curated record. Lineage: Eukaryota; Viridiplantae; Streptophyta; Magnoliopsida; Arecales; Arecaceae.